Plasmopara halstedii is the source of this 723-nucleotide messenger RNA. Its product is annotated as Putative N2,N2-dimethylguanosine tRNA methyltransferase. The coding region runs from base 1 to 723 and encodes 240 amino acids. The record is from RefSeq and is a predicted model, not a curated record. The transcript has 4 exons. Lineage: Eukaryota; Oomycota; Peronosporomycetes; Peronosporales; Peronosporaceae.
AUGGGAGACGACGUGCCUACUUCGUCGGAGCCCUUAGCACUUGAAUCGUCGUUCACGCAAUGGGCACGUUUUGCACGACCGUCUGGGACAGUAGUAAGACGCUGUUUAAGUUCAUUGAGCAGCGCCCCGUUCAAUUUCAGCGCUAUUCGUCCAUUUGCGAGCUCGGUGCAGGACGUUGGACCGGUGCUUCCGUGGCUGCGGAGUAAUGUGAGAACGAAUCUAACGGAAAAUGAGCGUCAGCGAGUUCGCGUAGAGACGUACGCUUGGGGAACUCCAGUAGAAAAACUUCGACCGCCUUUCGACUGUAUCCUAUGUGCCGACGUUGUGUACGAAAAAGCGUGCAUAAAGCCGCUAGUUCAGUCUUUAUUGGCUUUAUCCCACCGCAAAACUGUCGUUUUUGUGGCCAACGAACGUCGUGCACCAGAGAUCCGAGCUGAAUUUAUGCGGCACUUAGAUGCUUAUUUUCAUUAUUUGAAGGUGCCUCGCUCAGAAUUAGAUGCUAACUUUUUAAAGGAAGCGAUCGAAGUAUUUGAGAUGAAAGUUAAGAAGCGUAGGAUCCCAUUUGAGAUGCAGAUUAACGUUCCCAAGAAUGAUGAAGCACAAAGCAACAGUGUUGAAAAAGAAGUGGAUCAUUGUGAUUGUGAUCAUUGGAAUGACCUACUGCGAGAUCUAUCGAUCGAUCCUGCAGAAAAGGAAAACUCAAGCAAUGUGGUGAAGCGUUGA